AUGCGCCUCAGUUCGGCUGAGCUGAUCAUUCCUCCUGGAGCUCGUGGGCCACCGCCGCAUUGGCACGAGAUGCACGAUGAAACAUUCCUUGUUACUCAAGGCAUGGUCCGGUUUCACAUACCUGGCAAGCCUAACGUUGACGCCCAUGCCGGCGAUUACGUUGUGGUUCCAACCCGCAGCCCCCAUACCUUCUCCAAUCCCGGUGAUGUGGAAGCCAGAUUCUUCAAUACCUACACACCCGCGUUCUACAUCAACUACUUCAAACUCUUGAGCGAAAUGUCGGAGGAAGGAAAGCCAAUGAGCCCGGAAGCAAACCAGAAAGCCAUGAGCUACUUUGCAACCCUCCCUAUCCCAGAGCCAUGA
Molecule: messenger RNA, 363 nt
Organism: Penicillium cosmopolitanum
Lineage: Eukaryota; Fungi; Ascomycota; Eurotiomycetes; Eurotiales; Aspergillaceae
Product: cupin domain-containing protein
Exons: 1
Coding region: 1-363 (120 amino acids)
Source: RefSeq, a predicted model, not a curated record